This is a messenger RNA of Tripterygium wilfordii, 2686 nucleotides long. RefSeq lists its product as uncharacterized. NCBI's taxonomy places the organism in Eukaryota, Viridiplantae, Streptophyta, Magnoliopsida, Celastrales, Celastraceae. The coding region runs from base 76 to 2325 and encodes 749 amino acids. Gene Ontology annotation, molecular function: protein binding. The record is from RefSeq and is a predicted model, not a curated record. The transcript is spliced from 9 exons.
AAUUUAAAAAAAAAAAAAAAACCCCUGUUUGUUUGUCUUCUUAGAGAGGGGAAAGGAAGAGAGACCCGAAAAGACAUGGGUAAGGUAGUGGAGAAGAGGAAGAAGAAGGGCAGGCCUUCUCUUAUGGACAUCCAAAACCGUGCCCUUAAAGAACGACAACAGCAGCAACAGCCUGAGAAGAGAAGCAACAGUUCUGCCCAUAAUUCCUCCUCUAAUUGCAAAUCUUCCACUACUGUUCCUCUCCGGCGAUCCACCCGUCGGCAUCCUAAUGUCUCCCCUGAGAGGGACAAUGGAGAGGAAUUAUCGCGUGGAAAGCGGAGAGAGAAGAAGAUGAAGCUGGUGCUCAAAUUGCCCACCUCGCAAAAUUCGCCGCGUGAUUCAGGGGACUCGGAUACUGAACUGAACGCGGAGGAUGAGGAUGAUAAUCAUGAUCUUGCAGCGUCGAACCAGAAGGAGCUCAAAAUCAAAGCGAUUGGGGAUGGAUCUGGGAUCGAAGAGUGUGAUAAGGAGGAGAAGCCUGUUUCUACCACUAAAGAAGCAAGCAAACAACAAGGGACUCAGUUGUAUUCGGGACUCUCAACACCUUUACCUGAUAAAAAGCUAUUAUUGUUCAUCCUUGAUAGGCUUCAAAAGAAGGAUAGGUAUGGUGUAUUCUCUGAGCCAGUUGACCUCAAUGAACUUCCGGAUUACCUUGAUAUCGUUGAACACCCUAUGGAUUUCAGCACCGUUCGAAAGAAACUCGCUGAUGGAGUUUAUGCCUACUUAGAACAGUUUGAGAAAGAUGUUUUUUUAAUCUGUUCGAAUGCCAUGGAGUAUAAUGCCCCAUAUACCAUCUAUUUUCGCCAGGCACAAUCCAUACAAGAGCUGGCCAAGAAGAAUUUUGAAAAUUUAAGGCAAGGCAGUGAUGAUAACGAACCUGAAUGCAAGGUAGAGAGGAGGGGUAGACCACCAACCAAGAAUUCCAAAAAACAUCUCGGCAGGACUUCAUUGGAGCAUGCUGGUUUGGACUUUUCUACCGAUGCAACUCUUGCUACUGGGGCAGAAAGUAAUAUUGAUAUGAGAAAAAUCACUCCUCUAUUAGACAAGUCUGGCUUUUCAGAUCCAUCAGGACAAUCUUACAGUUCUCAGAACAAUUUUAGCUUGUUGGAGAGGAAUGAUGAUACCUUAGGUUUUAACUUUAAGGGAAAUUUAACGAAGCACGGGAAAAAGCAAGUUAUUCUUGAUGAUAACAGGCGGAACAACUACAAGCAAUACCAAACCUUGCCUGGUGGACAGGAGCCAUCUGUUGACAAUGCUUUCAGUAGCGAGAGGAAUCUUAUGCCGAUAGGAUUUCAUGCAGAGUAUGGUUAUGCAAGGAGCCUUGCUCGUUUUGCCUCAAAUCUCGGACCUGCUGCAUGGAAAAUGGCUUCAAAAAAUGUAGAAAAGGCUUUGCCAUCGGGAUUUAAGUUUGGCCCUGGAUGGGUUGGAGAAAAUGACAUUGCUCUGAGGCCAUUGGUUCAACUUUCACCAGCUGCUGGUCCGUCAUCGUCAGCCGGGCCACUCUUUCCUCGUGAAAGUUCAUAUCCUGUUGAGACAUGUUCUACCACUGAACCAAAAGGAGAGGGAGAAAAAUUGUCCGAGAAACUUCAGGGACAGGGUUUGUCAGAAAAGCCUUCAGUUUCUUCGGCUUUGAUUGACAAUUUAAGCAAGCCCCCUCCUCAAUCUACCUUCCCAUCCCUCUCCACUGUUGACAGAUCGUCUGACUCCUGUGUUGAAAAGACACAAGUUAUUGAGAGAUUGAAUACCCUGACUGGGUUGAAGGCUUUGGACAGCAGCUUGAAUGCUAUCAGGCCAAGACCUCCCUUUCAGAAUACACAGAGCAAACCUCUUCACCCUGGCAUGAAUGGAGUCAACGGUACAUAUGGCUUUAACCUUCCCGCCCAGAUGGCGAAAAUAGGUGGUGCUGCCCCACUCUCUGGGUUUAACUUUCAGUCGCCUCAGAUGCUUGAAGCUGUGUCUAGAACUAAGACUAAAUUUGCCCUUCCAUCAACUUCACAUGCUAUAAACUCAGAGGAGACGAAGGUAUUUGGCAAUUCAAGUGCGGCACAUCCAAGCAGUCUGUUGCCUCCUUCUGGGGGUGAGGCAUUGAGGUCCACUAGACCAGUACUUCUUCUGCAGUCAUCUUGGCAGGGAUCGCAACCACAAGAAAAACCAGACUCAAUAUUUUCACCACAGCCGAAGCCAGAUUCAGUCCCUCCUGAGUUGAAUAUGGGCUUUCAGUCCUCAGGGUCCCCAAGUUCUCGUCAACUUGAUUCAGUGCAGCUAGAUUUAGCAUUGCAGCUAUGAGAAUAAUUGGAGUUAAUUCUUUUUUCCUCUCGUUGAUUAAUUAACCAUAGAAUUGGUAGAUUUGGAACUCUGCUGCUCCUGGAAGAACAAGAGAGGAAUUCUUCAAUGUAGAGCAAGUCCGAGCUACACCUAACUGUAUUGAGUAUUUUAAAUUGUUAGGUGGUUGUUUCUGUACAGAGACUUGUACCCAAAUAUUUACGUCCCCGAUGCAAAAUAGGCCAUUUGUAACAUUGCAAGACCAUGAUCUAGUCAGAAUAUGAUUGUAGAUACAAGAUGCAUGUUGAUUCAAUUAGUAGAAUUCCCAUUGGACAAUUUACUUUGUGGACUGUGAAUGUGAAGCUGACCCUAAACAUGUUAUUCA